UUUGGGCUUGAUGUGUCCACGACCUUAGCAAGUGUGGGAAUUCUGGUUUCUCGUGGUACACAUUGAUGAUGAAUCCUAUUGCCCCAGCCCCUCUUCCUGUACUCCCCCCAGUUGCCGCACCCCCUAUGCUAGUGGGACUUCCUCACCUUGCGGCCCCUGGGGCCAUCCCUGCUGUUGCCCCUGCAGUUGUUAUGCCCCAAGCAGUGCCACCCAUGCCGGAGGCAAUUGGACAACCCAAUAAUACAAUAUAUAUCAACAAUUUAAAUGAAAAGAUCAAACGCGAUGAACUAAAGAAAUCACUUUACGCUGUUUUCGUUCAAUUUGGUCAAAUAUUAGAUAUAAUUACAUGUAAGUUCUGUAUUACCAGCUUUGGUUCUUUAGAGUUCGAUGAUAUUUAAUUAGUUUAAUCCUACUGAAAAGUAAAAUGCCAAUAUACAUAUAUAUGUGCACACAGUGGCUUCAUGUGCCUUACGGAUACACAAUUUUUCUCGUAGAUACAUCCCAUCGCAGAAUAAUCAAGAUUUUGUGCAUUUGGCGGUGGUAAACAAUAAUUUUGCGUAGCAGAACAGUCAGAUGAAUCACCUAAAGUACCAUACUUGCACGUCAAAAACAUAUAUACAUGAAACUCGUGGGAACCUUGCAUAAGUUUUACUCAUUUUUCAGUGGAAUUACUGUCACGAACAUUAAAAAUGCGUGGACAAGCUUUUGUUGUCUUCGAUGAUGUCAAUAGCGCGUCAACAGCACUUAGAGCUAUGCAAGGCUUUCCGUUAUAUGAAAAACCAAUGCGAAUUCAUUUUGCCAAAGUGGAUUCUGAUGUCAUCGCUAAACGCAAGGGUACAUUCAUCCAACGACCGAAAGCUGCAUCAAGAGCAGCUGCGGCUGCGGCUGCGGCCGCCGCUGCAGAAGCUGCAGCAUCAGCUGCUGCAAUAAACUCCGCUGGUCCUCAAGGUGGUACCAGUGCCAGGGCUAUUCGUAGGAGGCAACAAAGAGCAGCUGCUGCGGCAGCGGCAGCAGCAGCCACUGCGGCAGCCAGCGGUGAUACCGGCAAUGAAACACAGUCGAAUGGUGGGGAUCAGCAGAACAGUGAAUAUCGGCCUAUUCCUCCGCCUCCACCACCACCUCCUGCUGCUAUCAAUCCAGCCACUAUACCAGAUCAACCACCGAAUAAAAUUCUCUUCUUAACUAAUCUACCCGAUGAUUCUGAUGAAGCAAUGCUAAGUAUGCUAUUCGGUCAAUUCACUGGUUAUCGUGAAGUGCGUAUGGUCCCAGGGCGGCAUGAUAUCGCAUUUGUUGAAUUCGGCAAUGAAGUGGAAGCGUCAGCUGCAAAACUUGGCCUUCAAGGUUUCAAUAUUCGACCGGGUAAACCGAUACGCAUUACAUUUGCUAAAAAAUGAAGAGCUCGUUUGCAGUCAUUUCUGUGUGACAUUCAACUAUUGAAAUUCAUUAUUUUAUACAUGUACAUGUUUCGAGUUUAAUAAUAAUAAUAACAAUAAUAGAAUUGAAAACCUAUUCGGUCGUUUAUGACUUUUGUUUUGCAUAAAUAUCAUACUGUGAUGUUUAUUGAAUUGUAUGACUGUCGGGAAUGAUUGUUGGUUUUUGUUGUUCUAC
This is a messenger RNA of Trichobilharzia szidati, 1608 nucleotides long. The record is from the annotation of a GenBank genome assembly. Lineage: Eukaryota; Metazoa; Platyhelminthes; Trematoda; Strigeidida; Schistosomatidae.